Lingula anatina is the source of this 1127-nucleotide messenger RNA. RefSeq lists its product as uncharacterized. Gene Ontology annotation, cellular component: nucleus. Gene Ontology annotation, biological process: signal transduction; positive regulation of transcription by RNA polymerase II. The record is from RefSeq and is a predicted model, not a curated record. NCBI's taxonomy places the organism in Eukaryota, Metazoa, Brachiopoda, Lingulata, Lingulida, Lingulidae. Gene Ontology annotation, molecular function: protein binding; transcription cis-regulatory region binding.
AUGGAGGUACACCACUACACUUGGCUGCAGGGCGAGGUGCCACACAGUGUGUCCAACUUCUCCUCCAGCAUGGGGCAGAUCCCAAUAUACAGAGCAAAAAAGGGUACAGGUCGACGUACACCACUACACUGGGCUGCAGAGCGAGGUGCCACAGAGUGUGUCCAGCUUCUCCUCCAGCACGGGGCGGAUCCCACUAUACGGGAUGAGGACCACCUCCUUAAGAGAGCCUCCCUCAAGCUGUGUGAUCACAUCAAACUGGAAGAUUGUCGCAUGUUGGCUAGAUAUCACCUUGGCAUAGGAGAUGUAGAAAUAGACGACAUUGAUAUGACACACCAAUUUAACCCUUUGGAGCAACGCUUCCAGAUCCUUUCUUUGUGGAGAAAUAAGAAAUCAGAAGCGUCAGUGAAAAUGUUGAUCGACGCCUUAAAAGCUGCAGAAUUAGUUAAGACGGCAGAAGUCAUUGAGCAAUACUACGUAGAGGAGCUGCGCAAAGUAUAUGGAAUGUCUGCGGAAGAAUACCAGCGUCUUACUGCCAUAGAUUUGCCAGACAUCUGCCCAUCUGCCCUGGGUGACAUGCGUCCGGUGAAAUUGGAGGGUUACGUCUCUGACAACAUGGAGAUCCUGUACGUGAAAGCCAGUGGAUUUGGGAUCCAAAAUGGUAAAGAAGACGGAAAUGGUGGCAACGGGAAGCUUGAAGCGGUGAUGAAAUAUCGUCACUUUGGAGACGGCAUUUUCGAACUCGUCUAAUGCAUGAAGAAUCAUGUCAUAAUGUUUAAGUUGUGCUUAAAGCACUGUAAGAACCAAAUUGCACUAUAAGCACUAAGCACUAUAAGAACUAAGUUUUAAUAACAAUUAUAUUUGGUUAAAGAAUUCCCAUAAUAAUAAGUUAUUAAUGUUAAAUAAAUAAUCUAUAUGAGGGUUAUUAUCAUAAUCCCUACUUCUUGUUUCACAUAUAUUGUACUAAAAUAAUUUUAAUCUUACUUAUUCAUAUGCAACAUAUUCUGGAAAAACGGUUUCGUGACAUUAAAAUGGACGUUGCACCUUCUUUUAAUAAAUCACCAUUUUGACUUAAUUGAUUGUCCUUCAGGAGCAUCUGUAAAAUUCUAUUAAUUUUUUUGCAUAUCUCU